Plasmodium vinckei vinckei is the source of this 1686-nucleotide messenger RNA. Its product is annotated as long chain fatty acid elongation enzyme, putative. The record is from RefSeq and is a predicted model, not a curated record. Bases 1 to 1686 code for a protein of 561 amino acids. Lineage: Eukaryota; Apicomplexa; Aconoidasida; Haemosporida; Plasmodiidae. The transcript has a single exon. Gene Ontology annotation, biological process: fatty acid elongation, monounsaturated fatty acid; fatty acid elongation, polyunsaturated fatty acid; fatty acid elongation, saturated fatty acid. Gene Ontology annotation, cellular component: endoplasmic reticulum membrane. Gene Ontology annotation, molecular function: fatty acid elongase activity.
AUGAAAAUUAUAAAUGAAGAGUAUUGGGUCCCAGGAAAGGGAAGAGAACUAGCGAUAAAAUAUGAGCCAGUAAUUUUAGGGAUAUCUUUUUUAUAUAUUCCAUUAAUAUUUAUAUUUCAAAAAAUAAUGAAAAAUAAAAAAGAAAUUGAAGCAAAAUAUAUAAAAAUUUUGUGGAAUAUAAGCUUAUCGUUUUUGUCAUUUCUAGGAGCUUUAUUUAUUAUAUUAUAUGAUAAAAAUGUUUUAAAAUAUUUAAUUUUAGAAGAAAAAGAAUAUAGUGCUAUAACAAGAGCAGUUAUAUGUAUAUUUACAUUAACAAAAGUAGUAGAAUAUGGUGAUACAUUAUUUUUAAUAUUAAAAAAAAAGAAAUUAACAUUUUUACAUAGUUAUCACCAUUUAAGUGUUGUAAUAUAUUGUUUAUACUCUCAAAAAGAAUUAGUAUCACAUGCACAUUAUUUUGUAUUUUUAAAUUUAAUAGUACAUAGUAUUAUGUAUUGUUAUUUUGGUUGUAUAUAUAUUAUACCUAAAAUAGUAUAUAGGUUCCGUAAACUUAUAACAUGUUUACAAAUAUUUCAAAUGUUUAUAGGAAUAUUUAUUUCCUAUUAUGCUAUCCAAAAUGUAGACAACCAUGUUUAUGUAAAUAAUGCGAUUGCAAGUUUUACUUUAUAUUUAACAUAUGCAUUUUUAUUUUUAAAUUUUUAUUUUAAUAAUUAUUAUAGAAAUAUAAAGGGAGAUGUUGCUACGUACAUGAUAAGUAUGCAUGUACUAGGAUUUAUAGGAUUUAUAAUGGUGUGUAAAAGUAAAGACAUUUUUAAAUUAUUUAUUGAAGUAUUAGUAGGAUGUAUAUUUACAUUAUCUUUAUUAAAAUUUUCAUUUUAUUUUAAUGAAAAAUAUUAUCAUUCCUUUAAAAACAAAAUACCAGAAACAAAUUUUAAUGAACAAAUCCAAAUGUUCAAAAAAUAUAAAAAUAUUUAUUAUUCCAAUAUGGCUUUAUUAAAAAAAAUUAUUAUUAAUAUGAUAAAAACAUUUUUAUUAUGUUUUAAUGGAUUUGCAACAUAUGCACAUGAUAAUAUUUUUAUUUUUGUAAAUUUCUAUUCGAAAAAAAUUAAAGAAAUUCAAAAUGAAGGGAACAUCAUAGAAAAACAAGAAGCAGAAAAUUGUCACACUUCUAAGACAGAAAAUUGUCACAUUGCUAAGACAGAAAAUGAUCAUAUUGCCAAAACAAAAAAUAGAAAGCAGACUAAUUCUUUUCCAGACAAUAUACAAAAGUCUAAUAAAAUUAGUAAAGAGGAUAUAGAGAGAAAAAAUAAAAACUCUUUAAACUUUCAAAGUUGUUUAAACUUUCAAAAUUGUUAUAACUUAAUAAAAUAUAUAUAUAAUACUUCUAUCAUAUCCUAUAUAAUAUCAAAGCCACCUAUAGAGACCAUUUCAAGAAAAGAAAAUCACAAGAAUGAUGAAAUAUCAGUAGAACACAAUAUUUAUAAAAAUUAUAACGUGUUUUAUAUAAUUAAAAAGAUAAUAGAAUGUUAUUUAUUAUAUCUUAUUUGUUUAAUUAUGCCAAUAUAUUAUGGACUUAAAGUUUAUAACGAUGCGGUAUUAGGCUUAUGUGUUCAUGGGGCAUUUCGAUGGGUUAUUGAAAUAUACUUUACUAAAAUAUUUAAAAAAUCAGAAAAAAGAAAGUAUUACUAA